Abrus precatorius (Indian licorice) is the source of this 741-nucleotide messenger RNA. RefSeq lists its product as uncharacterized. Lineage: Eukaryota; Viridiplantae; Streptophyta; Magnoliopsida; Fabales; Fabaceae. The coding region runs from base 379 to 741 and encodes 120 amino acids. The record is from RefSeq and is a predicted model, not a curated record. The transcript has 8 exons.
GAGAGGAAAAUGAAAGUAAAACAAUUUCCUAAUGUUACAUAAGCCCAAUGCAACUAUCCCCAAGGGCAUAGAUUAGCAUGUUCAUCUGAGUUUUCCAAUAUUCCAGUUAUGUGAGUUGAUUCAUCUCUCCAUGAUGAAAGGUCUCAACUCUGGCAGCUGUAGGGAUGCUAGUAACAAAAAAACUGAAAUUUUCAAGAUGUCACAAUAUAUCCCCAAAGGAUCUAAUGUUAAUGAAAGUAAUUCUCUUGUAACUCCUAGCAAAGGCAAGACCAGCCAGUCAAAUAUGGUGGCCUGCUGACAUCAUGAAAGAAAGAUCCACAUCCCAGACAUGUUUUGGUGCAAUUUUAUGGAAAUCAUUCCAGUGCAUGGAUUAAUCCAAUGAUAGAUAUUUCUCCAUUUGAGGAUUCUUUUGAAGAAAGGAGCACCAACCCUUCUAGACAUUUUCACCAGGCUCUAAAAGAAGCCUUACUGAGGAAGGAACAGCUCAGUUUUUACAAAAAGUUGAGUUCUGAUAAGUUUUCUCGCUGCAAUCGGCAAAAUCAUUCAUCUGAUAAAUGGACUUCAUGUACCUCAAGCGCUACAGUAGAUGAUUUUCUAGAGAGAGGAAGGGGCAAGAGGGAACGUGAACGCAAAGUUCAUUUUGAUGACGUGACAUUUCCACUGAAAUCAGAAGGAAAGGCUCGUCGGUUAAAGAUAAUGCGGUACCUUGGCCUUGUAGCUCCAGUUGGUUCUCCAUUUUGA